Messenger RNA from Rotaria socialis, 417 nucleotides. Lineage: Eukaryota; Metazoa; Rotifera; Eurotatoria; Philodinida; Philodinidae. The record is from the annotation of a GenBank genome assembly.
AUGACGUUCGCACGACCAAAAGCCGAUGCUAAUGGCGAAUUUAUUCAUCAACGAUAUACAGAAUUGAGCGAUGUUAUUCGCGCUAAGAACAAAAUUGAAGAUCGUCUUCUCGGUGUUCGUUUAAAAUUUUAUGAACGUGAAAAGAAAAUGCGAUUAAAUAUAAUACGUCGAGAGAAAUAUCAAUUAGAACGUGCACGUACAACAUUAUGCAAAGAAGUUAAUGAGAUUCAAGUUGAGAAAGAAACAUCUUCCUUACCAUCAUGGCUGCCUCGUCGGCCCAAAUCAGAAAAUCAAACAUUUCAAUUGACGUCACCAGAAGUGUUAGAUACCGAUUGGCUAUUGAAUUCUAGUUUUAUUCAAUCGUCACUCGUUUUAUUAAAUACAGGUCGCAGUAUUCGUCCUCAUACAAGUGGAUAA